CCGCCUUUUCCGGUCUGCGCGGCCGCCAUUUUCUUCGUGUGGGGAAGAGAGAGAGAAGGAAGAAGCCGUCGUCGUCGUCGCCGCCUGGAGGAGCAGCUGCGUCUUCCCUGCCGCCGUCGGGAACGUCGCCGUGGGCCCUCACCUCCCCCCAGCCCCUACUCUCUAUCUGCCUCUUGCCGCGGGGGGGAGGAGGAGCGCCCCGCCAACCAGCCAUGCCCUCCUCGCCGCUCCGGGUGGCUGUGGUUUGCUCCAGUAACCAAAACCGCAGCAUGGAGGCCCACAAUAUCCUCAGUAAACGUGGUUUCAGCGUACGAUCGUUUGGUACCGGGACUCACGUGAAGCUGCCAGGACCUGCCCCGGACAAGCCCAACGUUUACGAUUUCAAAACGACAUACGAUCAGAUGUACAGUGACCUCCUUAGAAAAGACAAAGAACUCUAUACACAGAAUGGGAUUUUGCACAUGUUGGACCGAAACAAACGGAUUAAGCCCCGCCCGGAAAGAUUCCAGAAUUGCAAAGACGUCUUCGAUUUGAUCUUAACGUGCGAAGAAAGAGUUUAUGAUCAAGUGAUAGAAGAUUUAAAUUCUAGAGAACAGGAAACAUGUCAGCCUGUACACGUAAUAAAUGUCGACAUUCAAGAUAAUCACGAAGAGGCAACUCUGGGUGCUUUCCUUAUCUGCGAGCUGUGCCAAUGUAUACAACACACGGAAGAUAUGGAAAAUGAGAUAGAUGAGCUAUUACAAGAAUUUGAAGAGAAAAGCGGGAGGACUUUUCUGCACACAGUCUGCUUUUAUUAAAAAAAAAAAAAACCAAUUCAGACGAACAAACCCAUUUCCUCCAGGCCUUACCGCAGACGAAAGAGGCAUGUUUAGUUUUGACUCAACGGGACAUUUCCCCCCUCCCUUUGGGAAAGCCAACGUCCAAUCCAACUCACUUUCUCGUUGCUGUUUUAAUUUCCUUCGGCCCACUGUAUUUUUAUUUUAUUGAUAUUAUUAUUAUUAUUAUUUGCGGCGCAAGGGAGGAGGUUUCUGUAGAGGGACGCAAAUGAACUCUGCUGAGAAAAACUUGAGGGGGGAAAAAGAAAAAAGAAAGAACUUCUCUUCCUUGAGCCUGGUUUAUUUAAGACUGAAAAGAUCAAGAUUUGUUUUUAAUCCCCUCUCCUCUCUUUCCCCCUUCCCCCUUUUCCCUUCCACUCUGGCUACCUUACUUGAAUGGUUAUAAGUAGGGUUUUAAUUAUACGAAGAAUGUUUUCCACAAAAGAUAUUGUUUCUAUGUGCCAGUAUAAAAUCUUAACUUUAUUUCGGUUGGUCGCUUUAUUGGGGAGGGGGUGGGACACGAACUGAACGGCUGGAAUAUGGAAAGAUUGGGCUGGAGCAAUGCAUAUCUUGUAUAAUAGUAGCAAUGAAAUUGGAAUCCUCUAAUAAAUGCAAAUCUCAUCGACUGUU
Molecule: messenger RNA, 1445 nt
Organism: Thamnophis elegans (Western terrestrial garter snake)
Lineage: Eukaryota; Metazoa; Chordata; Lepidosauria; Squamata; Natricidae
Gene: SSU72
Product: SSU72 homolog, RNA polymerase II CTD phosphatase
Exons: 5
Coding region: 213-797 (194 amino acids)
Biological process (GO): termination of RNA polymerase II transcription
Cellular component (GO): nucleus; mRNA cleavage and polyadenylation specificity factor complex
Molecular function (GO): RNA polymerase II CTD heptapeptide repeat phosphatase activity
Source: RefSeq, a predicted model, not a curated record